Messenger RNA from Cervus elaphus (red deer), 4924 nucleotides. It is a transcript of the gene PAQR8, whose product is annotated as progestin and adipoQ receptor family member 8. The transcript is spliced from 2 exons. Gene Ontology annotation, cellular component: plasma membrane. The record is from RefSeq and is a predicted model, not a curated record. Bases 227 to 1291 code for a protein of 354 amino acids. Gene Ontology annotation, biological process: response to steroid hormone. Gene Ontology annotation, molecular function: nuclear steroid receptor activity; steroid binding. Lineage: Eukaryota; Metazoa; Chordata; Mammalia; Artiodactyla; Cervidae.
GGCGGUGGGUGCGCGGGUCUGCGCAUCCCGCCCCCGGGCCGGGAAGGGGCGGAGCCGGGCGGAGCCCGCCCCCGGCUGGCCCCUCUUCCCCGCCGCUCCUCCGACCCGCGCUGGCCGCAGUCACCGCCGCCUGCAGGAAGCUGGGAGCGGGAUCUUGGGCCGGGAGUGCGGGCUGGGCUGCGUGCACGGGCUCGGCCGCCGCUGCCGGUAGCAUCCCGGGGCAGCCAUGACGACCGCCAUCCUGGAGCGUCUGAGCACCCUGUCCGUGAGCGGGCAGCAUCUGCGACGCCUGCCCAAGAUCCUGGAGGAUGGGCUGCCCAAGAUGCCCGGCACGGUCCCCGAGACUGACGUGCCCCAGCUCUUCCGGGAGCCCUACAUCCGCGCCGGGUACCGCCCCACCGGCCACGAGUGGCGCUACUACUUCUUCAGCCUCUUUCAGAAACACAACGAGGUGGUCAACGUCUGGACCCACCUGCUGGCGGCGCUGGCCGUCCUCCUGCGGUUCUGGGCCUUCGUGGAGGCCGAGGGCCUGCCAUGGACCUCUGCCUACGCGCUGCCCCUGCUCGUCUACGUCCUGUCCUCCAUCACAUACCUCACCUUCAGCCUCCUGGCCCACCUGCUGCAGUCCAAGUCGGAGCUCUCGCACUACACCUUCUACUUCGUGGACUACGUGGGCGUGAGCGUUUAUCAGUACGGCAGCGCCCUGGUCCACUUCUUCUACACCUCCGACCAGGCCUGGUACGAGCACUUCUGGCUCCUCUUCCUGCCGGCCGCCGCCUUCUGUGGCUGGUUAUCGUGCGCCGGCUGCUGCUACGCUAAGUACCGGUACCGCAGGCCCUACCCGGUCAUGAGGAAGAUCUGCCAGGUGGUGCCCUCCGGGCUGGCCUACAUCCUGGACAUCAGCCCCGUGGUCCAUCGCGUGGUUCUCUGCCACCUGUCUGGCUGCCAGGACCCAGCGGCCUGGUACCAUACCCUCCAGAUCAUCUUUUUCCUGGUCAGUGCCUACUUCUUCUCCUGCCCGGUCCCGGAGAAGUACUUCCCUGGUUCCUGUGACAUCGUGGGCCACGGGCACCAGAUCUUCCACACCUUUCUGUCUGUCUGCACGCUCUCCCAGCUGGAGGCCAUCCUCCUGGACUACAAGGGGCGACAGGACAUCUACCUGCCACGCCACAGCCCCCUGUCCAUCUACCUGGCCUGCCUCUCCUUCUUCUUCGUGGUGGCCUGCAGUGCGGGCACUGCAGCCUUCUUGAGACAAAAAAUCAAGGCCAGACUGACCAAGAAAGAUUCCUGAGACUGCCUGGGGGGUGCGGUGUGGAGGCGGCCUGUCGUGAUUUAGGGAGAACUUGAGCCUACAGUAGGAGGUGACUUUGUGUUUUUAAGAGUGGGCUUUUAAAUGAGUCCUAUAUUUCCAAGGGUGGCUAUGGCUAUGGCGUUGGGAAGCCAAAGGUUCCAAGAGUUUUGUUAUCACUGUCGUGAAUGAAAGGUUUAUCUUUCAUCCUCUGGGCUCUAGCCUUAAGAGAUACAGGAAGGGAAGGGACCUUGGCUAAGGUUCAUCGGACACUGAAUUAAGAAUCAUCUUCAUACCUGAACAUUGAGUCGCGUUCUGACUGUGGCCCCCGGGGGCCAGCCCUGGACUAAAGGGAAAAUCUAAUGGGACUGAAAAAAUUACAAGGUGGCUGGACCACACUGUAUUGAAAUGGGCAUUCUUUUGCGAUGCUGGUCUUUGGUGAUUGGAUACUGGAUUCGUCUGACUUCUGGUCCCUUCUCUAGCCGCUUUUCUCAGGAUGACGUCUGCCUGGCUGUUUUCUCCAGAGUGCUGUUCAUUCCCAGCUGUACCUUGGAUGGGCAUAGUGAGGAUGAUGAAGCAGCCAUGCUUCCCGGAAAUGCUUGGAUCCAGGCAGGCAUUCAGGAUAUUUACUCUCAUACAAUACUAAUGGAAACGGUACUAGAAAAUACAAUGCCAAGAGCCAUCAGGAGGCCCAGCCAGCAAGCAUGGCUACUGUUUGGUGUCAUGGGACCCUUCUGUUUUACCCCCGUGCACUGCAGGAUUACUUGACAUCUACUAGGGCUGCUUUACAUGCCAGAAGAUCUGGAGCUUUCUUCAGAGAAUCUUCUCCAGAUUUUGACCAGCAUGUUCAAAAAGCCCCUGGUAGAGUGAAUUGGUUCUAGGGAUCUGAUUGUUUGAAGCGGAACUCAAGGUCCAGCCUCUUAAAUAGAUGCUGCCCCAUGAAGGACCCUUGUAACUCUCCUAGUUCACGGUCCUCGGGAAAGCAUUGUACCUCAGCUUAGAGCAGCUUAAAUCAAGCCCCAGGACAGGCACGUGUGUAUACUCAUGCAAGGUUGGUCCCCAAAGGCCUCUUUGGGUGAGGCUGGUGAACUGGGCACCCUGUAGACAGAAUGUUCUGCUGGGACAUCACUGCCCAGCAGCUUCUGUGGGAUGGGGGGUGGGGGUGGGUACUUACAGUUGAUGUGUCCUGGCUUCACAGCCCCCUGAGGACUGCCUUCUGCAGUGAUCCAGUGAAGGGGGCUGCACUGAAACCCUCCCCAAAGACUGUAUUUCCUAUCAGUAUAAGGUCUCUGUUUACUAAAAAGGGAGGUGGCUUUUCACUCCAGUUUGAUGAACCUCCUCUCUUCCUAGGUUACUGUCUUCACAUCUUUUUUUUUCUCCUUUCUCUUGAGAGAUGUAUAGGGUUUGUGCCUUAUAAAUGAAAAUUUACAAACACUUCACUUAAUACACGGACAUGUGGAAUUUUCAGCUUGAAGUUAUUGGGAUAAGAAAAGAGAAUUCAUUGCCUUUCAACCGGUAGAUGAAAGAAAUUCAGAAUACUGGAAUCGCUUGUCCAUCAAAAGACUCUUUCAACCUGUGUUUUUUGGGGGAAAAAAGUUCAACUGAAGUUUUCCUGUAAUCUUUAUAUCAAGAAAGCAUAGCAGGACUCCCAUGGUGGUCCAGUGAUUAGGACUCUACACUUCCACUGCAGAGGGUGUGGGUUCAAUUCCUGGCUGGGGAACUAAAAUCCCACAUGCUGUGGGCGGCCAAAAAAAAAAAAAAAGAAAGCAUAUGUCUUGUCAGCUAUGUUGUUUCCUCCUGGUGGAUUCCUCCUGGGAAUCCUCAAAUAUCUGAACUUCUGUGCUACCCACAUGUCUUACACGAGCUUCUGGCAUCCAGGCCAAAUUCACCGCCAAUAAAGUUAGUGACCCUGAACGGGAUUGAACUGAUAAACAAAGGAAUAGAAAGUUGCAUCAACAUAGUGCAGGUAGAGGGUCAGUUUAAAAUGGAGAAAAGAAAGCAUCUGAAAUGUUCAUAAUUAUGGAUUUGGAGACUCUCUUCUUGUAAAAGUUGAAAGAAAAGUGUAAGUCAAGCUCUUGAAUGUAACCAUGGUGGCCAUGGUGGGCAGAGAUCUUUAGGCCAUAUGCAAGUAUUUUUAGAGAGACUAGAGGGUGAUUCUCUAUGCCAUCCACAGACCAAUGCCAGUCUGCACACAAAACAGUCUGUGACAAGUACAGAGGGACACUAAAUUUUUAGAUAUGAACAUAAAAUUCAUAACAUUUUGAUUUUAAUUUACCCAAGUAUUGGUCCACCAAGUGAUUGGAAAUUUAAAAAGAAAAAAAUUUUUUUUCACCAGAGAUAUUUGAAAAGCAUUGAGGUAGGAGACUACUAUCUCAUUAGAAAUUCCAGUAUCUAAGGAGAAAUACAGAAACGGGAAAUGCAAGCAUUUUUCACCAUUCAGACUCUUAAGGGUUACACACUCCUUUUAAAACAAUUUCAUUAAAAUGACUGAAUCAGUAAGGAAGCAACCUUGUUUGUUUAAAAGGAAUAAUUAAGUAUUUGAUAAAGGAGAUGGUUCUUCUUACUCUACCAAAGCCAACAAUUGACAUCUACUGGAAAUUCUGCUAUUAUUUCUCUCUGUCUCUUUUUUUUCUUUUUUUUUUUUUAUUAAGACUUUCAAUCUAUUAAAAUGUUAAUGCCUCUAAAAAAAAACUUAACUAUCAGUCAGUUAUAUCUUGGGAAUAAAGUGGAUAUUGUGUGUAUCCCUCUACUCAAGGUAAGGAGAGGGGACAGCAAGAUGCAACAAACUGGGGAACUAGUUGCCUGAUUGCCUCUUGCAAACACUUCCUGACCUGUAUUUACUAAGAAGCUAAUGGUACUGCUCUUCAAAUGUUAUGGUUUCAUCUCCCACCUCGGCUGAAAGUACCUCACUCAGUAACACUACUCUCAAUCCUCCGAUGGAAGCUUGAAAUAGUAGGAGCUGAAACCAUUGAAUGGAGGCAGUUCUUUCCUGCCUCUAUUGUCCAUCAGUUCCCCAGUUAUACCGGGUUGCUUGGAAGCAUUAGAUUCUUCCGUUGCCAUGCUGUAGUUUCAAGUGGGUCCUCCAGAUGGCGCUCAAGUCUUACUCAAAGGAGGUACGGCCAUUGUCCCCAAAGCCUUGGCCUAAUUGUGUUGGUCCUAGAGUUUCGCUUGUUGACUUGGCAAAGAAAAUAUAGAACUAUUUUCUGUUUAUAUAAAUCGACUUACACAAAUGACCAUUAAACAUUUUGUAAAUGGGUUAUUGUACUCUCAACAGCUACCUUGUGUCUUUGACAAGGCCCGUCUUAAAGAAAAGUUUUAUCUAGACAAACUGUCAGAAGGAGACCAGGACACUUCAUAGCCACCUAGAAGUAGGAAAAUAUAAAAGCUUAAAAAAAGAAACCUCCCUACCCAAACUCCCAAAAUACCUGCCCCUCCCCAAAUCCCCACUUGGUAGUAGAUCAAAUUACACCUCCCUCCCCUCAAAAGCUAUGGAGUUGAUUUUUCUGAGGAUUUCAAUCUAAUUGAAUAAAUAUUUCUGAUCUCAUGGACAAUGGUGUUAAAUAUUCCAAACUUUUGAAUUGAUGGAUUACAUUUCUUGAAACCUAAAAAUUAUGAAUUAUACUAUUGUAUACUGUA